Platichthys flesus (European flounder) is the source of this 2124-nucleotide messenger RNA. It is a transcript of the gene c1ql4a, whose product is annotated as complement component 1, q subcomponent-like 4. NCBI's taxonomy places the organism in Eukaryota, Metazoa, Chordata, Actinopteri, Pleuronectiformes, Pleuronectidae. The transcript has 2 exons. Bases 332 to 1057 code for a protein of 241 amino acids. The record is from RefSeq and is a predicted model, not a curated record. Gene Ontology annotation, molecular function: protein binding.
UUGAGAAUACACACUUUUUCAUCUAUUUGCCUAAAGACUCUGGUAUGUAAAGUUUUUGUAAGGCUUUAAAAUAUCCUGUUGAUAGAUCCUCUCUGGUUCUUUCCCUCCUGACCAUCUGCCAUUUUGCCUUCUCGCUCAUACGCGGCCCAGUGAUACACUGUUCACUCCUCACUCCACCUUCUUCUUCACCUAUACUCACCGAACUGGUUCACUGAGAAGCUUCAUCCUGGCCGGCACUAUUCCAGCCAAGGGGGAAGAGGACUUCCUGACGCUGGCCGCUUCGCGGCUCAGCCGCAGGAAACGUGUCAUUGGCGCUGCUGUAGGUGUGGCAAUGGUUCUAAUACUGUUGGUGGCCAUUCCCCUGCUGGUCCACACAACCAAAGGGGGGAACACGGGAAAUUCAGGGAGCCGUUAUGAAAUGCUUGGAAGCUGCCGGAUGGUGUGUGACCCUUACGCCACGUCUCAACCAGGCCAGGAGCUGACAGCUGUGUCUCCAGCGCCCCAGGAUUACUCUGGGAAGAAGAUAAAGUCAGGGCUUCGUGGGCCGCCAGGGAUCACUGGUCCUCCAGGAGUACGUGGACCCCCUGGGGAGCCAGGCAAACCAGGUCCUCAGGGGCCCCAGGGUCCAGGUCCUGGGGGCUAUUCGCCGUCACUGUACACUCCCAAAAUUGCCUUUUAUGCAGGGCUACGCAAGCAGCAUGAGGGGAAUGAAAUCCUGAAGUUUGAUGAUGUGGUGACCAAUGUGGGCAACUACUAUGAGCCCAGUACCGGCAAGUUCACCUGCCCUCUGCCUGGCAUCUACUUCUUCACCUACCAUGUUCUAAUGAGAGGUGGCGACGGGACCAGCAUGUGGGCUGACCUGAAGAAGAACGGACUGGUGAAAGCCAGCGCCAUCGCUCAGGACGCUGAUCAGAAUUACGACUACGCCUCCAACAGUGUGAUCCUGCAUCUGGACGUGGGCGACGAGGUGUGCGUGCAGCUGGACGGAGGCAAGGUCCACGGGGGGAACACAAACAAGUACAGCACCUUCUCCGGCUUCCUCGUCUACCCAGACUGAAUCUCGUUGUGACCCAUGCAGGGGAGAGGAGGUGCUAGAGGAACAUCAACACACACAAACUCACACAUACACAGACACGUAUGUAUGCAAAUUCAUGCAGCUGCUCAGACAUGCACACACACACACACACACACACACACACACACACACACACACACAGACAAACACACACAUCAACACCAUUUCUACAUGCAGACACGCUGAGAUUCCAACAGACAGAAAGGUGAAUUAAGUGAAAAUCCCAAAAUGUCAGUCAUCAUGACGAGCAACCGAAUUUGUUGGCGCCCAUUGUGUGCAAACACGACUUUUCAGAAUAUGUACAGUCUGAGUGCACAUGGAAAUUGCACGUUGUGGCUCGGAAAUAUCCAAAAUAUUAUAAUGUGUUCCAUAUUAACUGACAUUGUGAUAACUAGAAUGUAACAAACACCAUCAGUGUGAUUGUUUUGACAAUGCAAUAAGGGUAUCAAAGGUGUCAUCCACUGAGACGACAGAGCUGACAAAUGCACACUUUAUUCCAGUCUUCACUCACACAUCUCGCUCUCCAUUUUAAUGACCACUAAUCGAAUGGCCUGUCUAUAUUUUGCAACUCGUCUUUAUGAAUAUUUUUUCUGCCCCCUGUGCGUCAGAGGGAAUUACACCUGUGGAAAUUAACCGAGCCCGUGUUGUGAUUAAUUGGGAGAGUGCUGUUCAAAAUGAGGCAAUCGGGAUUUAAAGAAAAAACAAGAAAUAUUAAUAUUCGAAGUUAAGAAAAAAAAACAAAUCCUAUUUUAAGGUUUGCAUAUGAGUAUGAUGAAGUUUAACUUGACAAGUGCAUUAUUGACAAUAGUAUGUGUAUGUGUGUGUGUGUGUGUGUGUGUGCGUGUGCGUGUGAGAGUGAAAAUAUAUUACAGAUACUGUGAGAUACAAGGGCGCCAAAAGUGAGACAGCUGCAGUGUUUUCCCUGACAUUAAUUGUUGUACAAUACUUUACAGAUUGUUGCUGUAACUACACUGCCAUACUUAUUCAGUACUUUAUUUUUGAGAGACCCUGUAAAAGUACCAUCAUAUGUAUAAACACAGUAAUCCUGG